Dichotomopilus funicola is the source of this 2766-nucleotide messenger RNA. Its product is annotated as fungal-specific transcription factor domain-containing protein. The transcript is spliced from 2 exons. Bases 1 to 2766 code for a protein of 921 amino acids. NCBI's taxonomy places the organism in Eukaryota, Fungi, Ascomycota, Sordariomycetes, Sordariales, Chaetomiaceae. Gene Ontology annotation, molecular function: DNA binding; zinc ion binding; DNA-binding transcription factor activity, RNA polymerase II-specific. The record is from RefSeq and is a predicted model, not a curated record. Gene Ontology annotation, biological process: DNA-templated transcription; regulation of DNA-templated transcription.
AUGGCUAGCCACGAGACGGUCCCCGUCCCUCUUGCGGGCCAGGACGGUGCUACCGCUCCUGCCGGGCCCUCGCAGCCUUCGCCGCCGUCCGCCGCCAGGAGAAAGGCCAGACGAGGCGUCGACUCCGCCAACCAGAAACGACGAUGCGUCAGCACUGCCUGUAUCGCUUGUCGGAAGAGAAAGUCCAAAUGCGACGGCGCUCUUCCUAGUUGCGCGGCCUGCGCUAGCGUCUACGGCACCGAGUGCGUCUACGACCCGAACUCGGACCACCGCCGCAAAGGUGUGUACCGCGAGAAGACGGACAGCUUGAAGGCGCGGGACUCGACACUCCAGAUUUUAAUCGAAGCAAUCCUAAACGCCGCCGAGGAGGACGUGCCAGCUAUUGUGAAAAGGAUACGGACAUGUGAUAGUUUGGAUGAGGUAGCAGAAUCCAUACUCAAAAACGAGAUAGAGGGGGAGGACAUGGGCGGAGACACGCGGAGCAUGGACGAAGACGACGCCGCCGAACGGCCGAUCGAGGGCGAGAAGGAACUGGCGCGCAAGAUGGGUGAGCUUCGGCUUGAGAACGGUUCUGUGCGGUACAUUGGGGGUACCUCGCACUUAAUCUACCUAGGUGACGAGACGGAUGUCACCGAACAGCCAGCUUCCGACGCCUACCUCACUGGCGAGGACCCGAGGACGACUUGGACUGAGGUUACCAAAGACACGCAGUUGGUCACGCACCUCAUGAACAUGUACUUCAACUGGCAUUAUCCCUACUUCACCACACUCUCCAAAUCACUCUUUUACCGAGACUACCUUCGAGGCAAGCCAUCAGGGCAGCCCAGGACCACCGUGUACUGCACACCACUGUUGGUCAAUGUUAUGCUGGCUCUGGGCUGCCACUUCACUGCCGUAUCCGGCGCUUUCGGUGUGCCCGGGGACAGUAGGACAAAGGGCGAUCACUUUUUUGCAGAAGCAAAGCGGCUGAUCAUCGAAAACGACGAAUACGCGAAGCCUAGACUGGCCACAGUACAAGCAUUAGCGCUCAUGUCGGUCCGUGAAGCCGGAUGUGGGCGGGAGGCCAACGGGUGGGUGUACAGCGGCAUGAGUUUCCGGAUGGCCCAGGACAUUGGCUUAAACUUGAACCUCGGCGGGUUAGCCCGGGACAAGGGCGGUUCUCUUGACGAGGAGGAAGUUGAUGCGCGGAGGGUCACGUUUUGGGGCUGCUUCCUCUUUGACAAAUGCUGGUCCAACUACCUCGGUCGACUGCCACAAAUCCCCAAAAACACUUACAACGUCCCCAAAUACGAUGUUUUCCCAGACGAGGACGCCGAGAUGUGGUCGCCCUACACAGACAGCGGGUUUGACCGAUCGUUCAAGCAGCCUUCCCGAACGCGUGCGGCGGCGUUACAUCUCAGCACGCUCUGCGAAAUCAGCAGCGACCUACUACUUUUCUUUUAUCACCCCAACCACAUAGGGCGGUCGGGCGGCAAGAACGUCGAGGUCAAGAAGCUUAGUGAGCUCCAUCGCCGCCUGGAGGAGUGGAAGAAGGAAUUGCCCUCCGAGUUCGAAGCGAGAGAUGGCCAACUGCCGCAUGUGAUCUUGAUGCACAUGUUCUUCCACAUGCAAUACAUCCAUCUCUUCAAGGCAUUCCUCAAGUACUCUCCGGCGACAUCCCCACUACCCGCUCACGUAUCACCAUGGCGCAUAUGCGGCGCCAAUGCUGGGGCGAUUUCGAAGCUAAUGCGGUUGUACAAAAAGUUGUAUGACCUCGGGCAGAUCUGCAACAUUGCGGUGUACAUGGUGCAAACGGCGUGCACGAUACACAUUCUCCACCUGCCAGAAAAGACGGCUAAGCGCGACAUGAUCCACGGUGUCAAGCAUCUCGAAGAGAUUGCCGAGUUCUGGCCGUGCGCGAGAAGGGCGCUCAGCACCUUGAGCGUACUAGCGCGAAAAUGGAAAGUUGAGCUUCCCGAGGAAGCAAGCGUUGUGCUGCAACGAACCGACGAGAAGUACGGGACCUUCAGUAUCUCCGACGUCCCUUCUCCAAACCGGUCGGGCCCGUCUAUCGCACAAACACCACAGUCCAACGGCGGAUCACUCCCAGUCUCGCCAGCCCAAAACGAGACGGAUCGGUUCGCGGCUCAAACUCAGUACGGAAUCCCAGCGGUACAACCGCCCACGUCCUUCGACUCUGCGCCAUCUAGGAGCCUCCCGGCCGAAAUGAUGGGUGGUGUUGGAGCGUCGGGAAUGCCCUCAGGGAUGCAAAACACGCACAGGUAUGGCCAGGGCGAAACGCAAGCCCCACGACCGAUGGCCCAACAGUCGAGGGCAACAUCAUCUAUGCCCAUGGGCGAGCCUCUUCCUGCCAUUGGCUCAUGGACCAACGCGCCCGGCACACGGGCCAUGCCCAACUACACCCAGGCUCUUCCACCAGUCCAUGCCCAAACAGCCAUCGCGUCACCGCCACAACCGUUGUCCUCCUCUCGCGGUAACGGUGACGGUGGCCAUCACUCCUCACCCCACGCGGUAUACGCCGUUGAUGGACAGGAGUGGUACCUAAAGGACGGCGUGAACUGGGAGCAGAAUUUCCAGGCGUGGGGGCCAAGCGGUGGUGGCUCAGGAGGUGGACCGCAGCAGAAUACGAAUCGACCUGGUGGUGGUGGUGGUGGGAUGGAUGAUACAUCGAUGUUUGUAUUUCAAGGAGUGGACAUGGAUGGGAUGGACACGACGUUUGACUCGCUAGGGAUGGGGAGUCUGGAUCAUUUACCUGGAUUGGAUUAG